This is a messenger RNA of Saccharomycopsis crataegensis, 1248 nucleotides long. RefSeq lists its product as uncharacterized. The record is from RefSeq and is a predicted model, not a curated record. The coding region runs from base 1 to 1248 and encodes 415 amino acids. The transcript has a single exon. Lineage: Eukaryota; Fungi; Ascomycota; Saccharomycetes; Ascoideales; Saccharomycopsidaceae.
AUGUCUUCAACCGCGGUGAAUCCAUUACUUGCAGGUAAGAUUGCUUCCCUGUUCCCAGUUAUUGAGUCUGUGCAAUCAACUCUUGAUAGAAGUAAAUUGAUUGAAGCUCAACAACGAGAAUUGAUCAAACAGAGAUUACUUGAAAGUCCAAAUUUAGAACACCGUCUUACUGAUUCUUCAGAAUCAGAAUUCGAAGAUGAUGGUGAGGUCGGGCCGUUGCUGAGGGACUUGAACAGAUCUUCCAAGCUUUCAAGAAACAAUAUUCCUCCAUCCUUGAAUAUCCAUCACCAACAAAUGAAGCACGUUCCAAUGAGUAUAAAAACCGCCCCAAUGAGAAUGGAUUAUCGAAAAUCCAUCAUGAUGAAGAAAUAUCAAAAAGGCUGUCUGUUACAGUACAUUCCAGUUAGAAACAUGUAUCAAAAUUCAUUAUUUAUGAUGAAUCAUCACCAACAGCAACAGCAAAAACAGCAGAAACUAGUACUGCCACAGAAAAUCUCAAAAUCUCCUUAUAUACAUACAUCUUCUUCCUCCUACAUUUACAAUCCCGUACCAAUGAAUUUCAACAAAAGUUCCAAUCCACGCUACGCUAAAAGUAUACUAAGAUCCACCUCACCUCCUAGAAUAACAAAGACCACAAUCACAUCAUCAAAUUGUCCUGCCUAUUAUUCACCAAAGACAGGCCAUUCAGUUUCGGCAACAUAUAGAAAAAAGAUUACUACCCCAAUUGUUGCCGAUGUUUUUGAAGAUGCUCUUGAUAAAUCCAAACAGCUCAACAAAUUGGCGCCAUUUGAGAGUCAACCAAUGUCUGCUCGCGGGGAAUAUUUCAAUUUAAGUGAUAAAGAAUUUAAUUUUGCAGAGGAUGAGGAAGAACAAUCUGGACAACGGUCAGAGAAAAUUAGAUCACAAUCCGUUAAAUCUUCAUCAUCAACCUCGGUAAACUUUGAUGACAUGGACGAAACUGUAGGAAACUAUGAAGAUCAGGAAUACGAUGUUGAAAGUUGGGCCAUUGAAGAUGGUGCCGAAACCCAUUCUCCUUCAUUAGAAUUUACCACCAACAAAAGUUUAGUGAAAAAUGAAAUCAAAAUAGGAGCCCAAAUAUACAGCUUUGAUAUGAAGCUUUCAAUGACGAUGAGUGAUAACAAAAACAGUAUCCACUUGAUGAACUCUAAAAUGAUAUUCUUAAACCACUGUGGUAAUGUGUGGAACAAAUUCGUGGACACCGAGUUGAGACAACAAAUCAAGCAGUAA